This is a messenger RNA of Tribolium castaneum (red flour beetle), 1070 nucleotides long. RefSeq names its product ceramide synthase 6. The coding region runs from base 1 to 1038 and encodes 345 amino acids. Gene Ontology annotation, biological process: ceramide biosynthetic process. Gene Ontology annotation, molecular function: DNA binding; sphingosine N-acyltransferase activity. Gene Ontology annotation, cellular component: membrane. The transcript is spliced from 4 exons. Lineage: Eukaryota; Metazoa; Arthropoda; Insecta; Coleoptera; Tenebrionidae. The record is from RefSeq and is a predicted model, not a curated record.
AUGGCUGUUUUAUACACACUUUGGGACGAGCUGCUGUGGGUGGUCACGCCCACCAAACAUGGCGGCAUCCAAAUCCAAUAUGUCGACUACUGGAACCUCCUCUACCCGCUACCAAUGGCCUUGGGAAUGUUAUCGUUGCGCUUUUUACUCACACACUACUGUUUUGAGCCCUGGGGGAUCCACCUAGGCCUGAAAAAACGUAAAGUAAAGAAACUGGCGCCUAAUCCAGCGCUGGAAAGCAUCUAUUUCAAGCUAAAACACAUGCCUAAAGACCAGGUCGCAGGCGUGGCCAAACAACUCGACAUGAACGAACGAGAAGUCGAAAGGUGGCUCCGGCAAAGAAAACACCAAGACCGGCCGUCGGUUUUAUCGAAAUUUUGCCAGAAUUGCUGGCGGUGCACGUACUACACGUGUCUUUUCGUUUUUGGGUUGGCGGUACUGUGGGACAAGCCGUGGCUGUGGGAUAUCAGGGAGUGUUGGACCGGAUAUCCGGCCUCCUUGACAAUAACUGGCGACAUCUGGUGGUACUACAUGUUGUCGCUCGCGUUUUAUUGGUCUUUGGUAAUCGGCCAAUUUACACUUGACGUCAAACGCAAGGAUUUUUGGCAAAUGUUUGUCCACCACACCGCCACGCUCCUGCUUUUGAGUUUUUCGUGGUUGGCGGGAGUUUUCAAAAUCGGGACGUUAGUACUCCUGGUGCACGACUGUGCGGACAUUUUUGUCGAAGCGGCGAAAGCCGCCAAAUACGCGAAGUAUGAAACGACUUGUACAGCCCUGUUUACGUUUUUCGCCCUGGUAUGGAUUGUGACAAGACUGGGGAUUUACCCGUUUUGGAUCAUCAAACAGACUCUGCUGGAAUCCCCCAAAUACCUACCGAAUUUCCCGGCCUACUACACUUUCAAUAUCUUGCUGAUACUUUUACUAGGGUUGCACUGCUUUUGGACAUAUUUGAUCAUUAAAGUAGCAGUGGCGGCGUUUGGGGCGGGGCAAGUCGAGGGGGACGUGCGGUCGAGCAGUGAGGACGAAUCAGAUAAUUAAAUGACGUCACAAUAAAGCAUCACAGCCUACUA